AUGUUCGGACUACCUCAGCAAGCACCUUCGGAAGAAGAAAAAAAGGUCCACCAACAGCAAUCGAACCAAACCCUGAUCACUGCUGGGUACGCUGCUGCUCUUCUGUGGGUUUCGCCAAUCGUGUGGCAUUUCGUCAAGAGACAAUGGAAAUAA
Molecule: messenger RNA, 153 nt
Organism: Lachancea dasiensis
Lineage: Eukaryota; Fungi; Ascomycota; Saccharomycetes; Saccharomycetales; Saccharomycetaceae
Source: the annotation of a GenBank genome assembly